Molecule: messenger RNA, 2699 nt
Organism: Pomacea canaliculata
Lineage: Eukaryota; Metazoa; Mollusca; Gastropoda; Architaenioglossa; Ampullariidae
Product: caspase-14-like
Exons: 11
Coding region: 376-1641 (421 amino acids)
Biological process (GO): regulation of apoptotic process; proteolysis
Molecular function (GO): cysteine-type endopeptidase activity
Source: RefSeq, a predicted model, not a curated record
UCAUCGUCAGCUGGCGACUGUAGUUGGAUUCGGAACAUCGUCCGAUGAGAGCAAUCAUAAAGUACGCAAGACAAAAUACAAAAGAAUGGAAAUAAUAGGUGUAUGUAUAGGUCUGGAAGUAGUGCUCAUGGUGUUUGUUACCACACAAUGGAUGUCUCAGGAGCAGCAUUGUGAUUUUCACGACAGACUAGUUGACUAGUUCAUUUCCGCGAAGUUUCCAGGAAGAGAUAAGCUUGGAUCGGAAAGUUAUCGAGUGAUUAUGUCAGACGACGACUACACAAGUGAACCAGAUUGAAGAGGUCAAAGGCAGUUAAACAGCUGUACAUGUACCACAGAGGAACACAAAUAGUGAUGUAAUUUCAAGCAUAGAAAAAUAUGGCUUUGACUAGUUUAUGUUUUGAUACAAAAAUGAAGGCGGUCUUAAGAAAGUACAGAGUGGAGCUAGUUAGUUCUCUGCAAGUGGAUGAUCUACUUGAUCAUCUAAUACGGGAUCAUGUGUUUGAAUGUGAUGACUACAUCAAGGCUGAGAAGACUCGCCAGGAUAAAGUGCGAAAACUCUUGGAGGACCUACAGAAGAGACCUGCUUCUGAUUUCUGGAAGUUUAUACAGGCAAUGAUUAGUACACAACAGAGUCACCUAGCUGAAAAACUGAUUCAAGAAUACAAACAUCUUGGAGGUGUUGUACCACUCGUGACUAGUAGUCAGCAUGAGCAUCCCCAGCAACCCACAGAGCGAGGCAGAAGAAAUGGGUCUCCUUAUCAUGAAUGGUCUGAUGGGCGAGUAGUGACUUCACCUUGUGAUGCCACAACUUCAGAUUCAGAGGACCAUAGACAAUCUAGACAACAAAAUACUAAUCGUACAGUAUACGAACAAAAGAAGGCAGAAUAUCCUUUGAAUAUUUAUAAAAUGGAAUCAACACCACGAGGUUUGGCUCUUGUCAUAGACAAUGAAAGUUUUGAUCCAGGUGUGGGAGAUCGGCAUGGCACUGUAGAAGAUGCUGAAGCACUCAGGAAUCUGCUGAUUGACCUUGACUUUGAAAUCCAAAUGAAGAGAAAUUGUUCAGCAGAAGAAAUGAGAAAUACGCUGCAAAACUUUGCACUUUCUCUCUCUGGUCGAGAGAUUGAUGCUUGUAUUGUGGCAGUGCUAUCACAUGGAAGAAGAAAUGAAGAAAUUUUAGGAACUGAUGGACAAGUUGUCACAACUUCAGAAAUGCGUCAUUAUUUUGGGAAUCAACUGUGUCCAACCAUGGCAGGCAAACCAAAGCUGUUUAUAAUACAGGCAUGCAAGGGAGAUAUGGAAGACACACUUUGUGGCCAGAGGAGACAUGUUCAAGGAGAAAGUCUUGCUGAUGUUGAAAAAGAGGUGUUUCACCAGCCAGCUGUCCCCAGACCACUGCCAGACAAUGCUGAUAUUUGCUUUUUAUAUGCAACAGUAGAAGGCUUUGUUGCAUACAGGAAUGUUUUCAUACGCAAGUUGUGUGAGGUAUUCCGUGCAAAUGCUGACAAGUUUCACGUGAAGGAAAUAGCAACAUUACUCAACAGUGAGAUGGCCAGUUUAUCCUUAGAUGGAAGAUUAACCAUGUCAGAAGACAGAGGAUCACUUACAAAAUUCUGGUAUCUCAAUCCACCAAGUUCUGUUUAAAAUGGUUGGUUAAGUAGCUUGGCAGCAAAGUGCUACUAAAGAGAUCAUUUCACAUUUUGGGGAAAGAUGGUGAGAGGAAAAAUGAGUGCCUUGGGAAAAAUAUACAGCAAACAGGUGUCACAUACAGAGCAUUUCAAGACGAGAUCUGAAUGCAGGACCUUUUUGUUCUCACUGUUAUCAUUGUCACCACCACAUUUGAAACACUGAUGGGUACCUUCUGCUUUUAUUAAGUCAGGUUCUUUGACCUGAAUCAGUUGUUUGAGAGGUAACAGAGUGAAUUUGAUGGAUGCAGCAGUUGUAUGGACUUUUCUGGCUCAGUACAAUAUCAUAGUAACCAAAUAUGCAUGAAAUUACUUUUAAAUUUUAUGUAUGACGACAGCUUUGCAGUCCUGUGUACCACAAGUAUUUCUUCUCGAUAGGAUAUUCAUAGCAUAAUUGCCUAUUUUUUCAUGGCAUUUAGCCCUUUGUCCAUAGCAACAUGAAGCACAUUUUCAUUGACAACUCUCAGUAGUUUUGAGUCCAUUGUCAUUAACAACCCAGCACACAUUUGUCAAUUACUUAAUGUAAAUAUUAAAUACACUGAACAUUUAUAUUAACAAAGUAUAUUUAUUUUUGUCAGCUUUUAUCUUCUGAACAACUUGAUUCAUCUGUUUCACAAAUGUAUUCUUUUGACUCACUAUGACACAACAGAAAUUUCCAUUCAAAAUUGUGCCUUCACCUGUUGAAAUAGAAAUGGAAGGAAAUCUAUUCUACAGGAGGUGUUAAAAACCCACCUGAAUAGUUUACAUAUUUUGCAGAUAAAGAUACAGGUAACAUAAAACUAACCUGUAAAUUUCAGCCUCUAAAACCCAUCCAUUAAAUUAAUUAUGCAAUAACAAAGUAUAUCGGUAACAGCAGACAGGUCCGCAAGUUGCCCAUGGCUCUCUUAGAGUUCAGUGAUGAGCAUAAAUACCUGUGAUAUAUGAAACAGGAUCUGUUUGUCUUGAGAAAAUGAAAUUUGCCAUUGUGACUGUGUUCAUACCUGCUCAAAACUAAAAAUAAAAAAAAGUAUUCUAAAA